This is a messenger RNA of Myripristis murdjan (pinecone soldierfish), 7016 nucleotides long. RefSeq names its product adhesion G protein-coupled receptor L3. The transcript has 24 exons. Gene Ontology annotation, molecular function: G protein-coupled receptor activity; carbohydrate binding. Gene Ontology annotation, biological process: adenylate cyclase-activating G protein-coupled receptor signaling pathway; cell surface receptor signaling pathway. Lineage: Eukaryota; Metazoa; Chordata; Actinopteri; Holocentriformes; Holocentridae. Gene Ontology annotation, cellular component: plasma membrane. Bases 846 to 5453 code for a protein of 1535 amino acids. The record is from RefSeq and is a predicted model, not a curated record.
CAGUGCGCACAAUUGGUUUGUCAUAGUCGCAGAGAGCUCAGUUUUGGACCCAAACAACUUUGAUUUUCCCCCUGUGGAGCUUUUCUCUGAAGACUCCCCUCCCCUCCAAAUUCUUCUGGAUACUCUUUAUUUUUAUUUUUUUAUUUUUAUUUUUUUAUUUUUAUUUUUUGGGCGAAGGCUGCUGGCGUUUCGCCUUUCAGCUUUAUGGGACGUGAUGUAGCCACAGCACAGAAGGACGCCUUGUGCCAUAAAGGGACGUAAGGGAAAAGUAUUGAGGAUACAACGCUAGGACCCUGGUCUUUUUUUACCCCCAGAAAAUCACCAGGGUACGGAUUCUAGGCGCAUGCAGCUCAGAUAGAGGCGAUUUUAGGAGGAUAUUGAUCGGAGUGAUCUGAGGCAACUAUUUGGAUUCGUUGUUCUCUCUCUCCCGAGCGUUUGAUUAAGUGUAGUCUUCAUACACUGUGCGUAAGGACGAUACCCAACGAGUGAAAGACUGUUACGAGAGAAAUUAUCACCCUUGCUUUCAAUGGGAGGACCAGAGGUGCAUCACCGUUUCAUCAGUAUUAUCUAAUUCCCCGAACAGAACAUGAUUUUAUCAUCUGGAAUGUGAUACACUGGAUUUGUAAGAAGCUUUGCUAAGAAAACCCAAGAACCAAGCUGACUCUUUUGCUAAGCUUUUGGACGUCAUCCAGCAGUGCAACAGGACUUGCGGUGUCGCGGGGAGUGUGGUGCAGCGGAGGGAACCGUGCCAUCCCGUAAGCACCGGAUUCAGGCUUUUGCCAGCAAAGGACUGACUACUGAUCUCAACUGGGACCAUCAGCAGCGGGCGGUAAGAGGAGGAGGCCAUGUGGACCGCACGCCUGCUCCUCCUCGCCAGCCUCUUCGCACCAGCCGCUCUGGCCUUCAGUCGAGCGCCCAUCCCCAUGGCGGUGGUGAGGAGGGAGCUGUCAUGCGAGAGCUACCCGAUCGAGCUGCGCUGCCCGGGCACCGACGUUAUCAUGAUCGAGAGCGCCAACUACGGCCGCACCGACGACAAGAUCUGCGACGCGGACCCAGCGCAGAUGGAAAACACGCGGUGCUACCUGCCAGACGCAUACAAGAUUAUGUCUCAAAGAUGUAAUAACCGGACCCAGUGUGCUGUCGUGGCCGGACCAGAUGUGUUUCCCGAUCCUUGCCCCGGAACCUACAAAUACCUGGAAGUCCAAUAUGAAUGCGUGCCCUACAAAGUGGAACAAAAAGUAUUCCUGUGUCCAGGGCUUCUGCGUGGGGUGUACCAGAGUGAACACCUCUUUGAAUCAGACCACCAAUCUGGAGCCUGGUGCAAAGACCCUCUCCAAGCCUCCGAUAAGAUCUACUACAUGCCCUGGACCCCCUACCGCACAGACACCUUGACUGAAUACUCCUCCAAAGAAGACUUCAUUGCCGGAAGGCCGACAACAACCUAUAAACUUCCACAUCGUGUUGAUGGAACAGGAUUCGUGGUCUACGAUGGGGCGCUCUUCUUCAACAAGGAGCGCACGCGCAACAUCGUCAAGUUUGACUUGCGGACUCGCAUCAAGAGCGGCGAGGCCAUCAUCGCCAAUGCCAACUACCAUGACACCUCGCCGUACCGCUGGGGAGGGAAAUCGGACAUUGACUUGGCCGUCGAUGAAAAUGGCCUUUGGGUGAUUUAUGCCACCGAGCAGAACAACGGGCGGAUUGUCAUCAGCCAGCUCAACCCCUACACGUUGCGCGUUGAAGGGACCUGGGACACGGCUUACGACAAGCGGUCAGCGUCCAACGCCUUCAUGAUCUGCGGAAUCCUGUAUGUGGUCAAGUCGGUGUAUGAGGAUGAUGACAACGAAGCGACUGGGAAUAAGAUUGACUACAUAUACAACACAGAGCUGAGUAAAGACGGUUUUCUGGACAUCCCCUUCCCCAACUCCUACCAGUACAUUGCUGCCGUGGAUUAUAAUCCUAGAGACAAUCUGCUGUACGUUUGGAACAAUUACCAUGUGGUUAAGUACUCGCUGGACUUUGGGGCACUGGACAACAGACUAGAGUCAUCCUCCUCCAUAAUGGUAUUUAUGGACACCACGACGGCGAUGAGAACCACCACGCGACCCACUACUGUUACCAUGACGACCACAACAGCAAGCACCACCACGACCACGACCAGGGCUGCCUCUGCAACGACUGCAAUCGCUCAGCGGCCACGAACCACCUCAACCAUGGCGGCCCCGGGCCACACGCCGGUGGAAGGUUUGGUCCCAGAGGAUGGCAGUAGGCCGCCUCCCUCCACCAAGCUGCCCACCAUCAGAGUGGAGUACUGCAACCCGCUGGUGAUGUCAGACAUCUCUUGGCCCAAGACCAAGCAGGGCGUCAUGGCCAAGAUGUCCUGUCCACCAGGAACCAUAGGAGUGGCCUUGUAUAUGUGUAUGGGUCCAGAGGGCUACUGGGACCCCCAGGGACCUGACCUCAGCAACUGUACCUCUCCUUGGGUCAACCUCAUCAGCCAGAAGAUUAAAGCCGGAGAGACAGCAGCAGUCAUCGCCAGGGAGUUGGCAGAGCAGACAAAGAGCAACCUUCAGGCAGGAGACAUCACCUACACAGUCAAGGCCAUGGUUCAGCUGGUGGACCUCCUGGACGUGCAGCUGAGGAACCUCACCCCGGGUGGCAAAGACAGCGCGGCCCGGAGCCUCAAUAAGGCCAUGGUGGAGACGGUCAACAAUCUGCUGCAGCCCCAGGCCCAGGCAGCAUGGAGGGAACUGAGUACAGGGGAGCAGCUGAGGGCAGCCACCAUGUUGCUAGACACGGUGGAGCAAGGGGCUUUUGUCCUCGCCGACAACCUGCUCAAGACCGACAUUGUGCAGGAGAACACCGACAACAUCCAACUGGAAGUAGCCAGGAUGAGUACCGAUGGAAACCUGCCGGACCUGAAGUUUCCACAAACGGGAGGGCAGGGGAAUUCCAUCCAUCUGUCUGCAAACACAUUGAAACAGCAUGGAAGAAAUGGUGAGAUUCGGAUAGCCUUUGUCCUGUAUAAGCACAUUGGGGUCUACCUUUCAACGGAGAAUGCGAGCAUGAAGCUGGGCAGCGAGGCCAUGGCUACCAACUACUCCGUCAUCGUCAACUCACCAGUCAUUACUGCCGCUAUCAACAAGGACUCUAACAAAGUCUACCUCUCAGAUCCAGUCAUUUUCACUAUCAGACACUUGCAGCAGUCGGAGGAGAACUUCAACCCCAAUUGUUCGUUUUGGAGUUACUCCAAGCGGAGCAUGACUGGGUACUGGUCGACGCAGGACUGCCGCUUGCUUGGCACCAACAGGACGCACACCACAUGCUCAUGUACCCAUCUCACCAAUUUUGCUGUCCUCAUGGCCCACGUGGAGGUCAAGAAUGCAGACCCCGUUCAUGACAUGCUGCUGGACGUUAUCACUUGGGUGGGCAUCUUGCUGUCGCUGGUCUGCCUGCUCAUUAGCCUCUUCACCUUCUGCUUCUUCCGUGGUCUUCAGAGCGACCGCAACACCAUCCACAAGAACCUCUGCAUCAGCCUGUUCAUCGCCGAGUCGCUCUUCCUCGUCGGGAUCAAUCGAGGAGACCAGCCGAUUGCGUGUGCUGUUUUUGCCGCCCUGCUCCACUUCUUCUUCCUGGCGGCGUUCACGUGGAUGUUCCUGGAGGGUGUGCAGCUCUACAUCAUGCUGGUGGAAGUGUUUGAGAGUGAGCACUCGCGCCGCCGCUACUUCUACCUGGUGGGCUAUGGAGUUCCCGCACUUAUUGUGGCUGUCUCGGCUGCAGUGGACUACCGCAGUUACGGCACCGAUCGAGUUUGCUGGCUUCGCCUGGACACCUACUUCAUUUGGAGUUUCAUAGGACCAGCAACCUUGAUAAUUAUGCUCAAUGUGAUCUUCCUGGGCAUUGCUCUCUACAAGAUGUUCCAUCACACGGCCAUCUUAAAGCCAGACUCUGGUUGCCUGGACAACAUCAAAUCGUGGGUGAUUGGGGCCAUUGCCUUGCUGUGCCUGCUGGGCCUCACCUGGGCUUUUGGCCUGAUGUAUGUCAAUGAGAGCACGGUGGUAAUGGCCUACCUCUUCACCAUCUUCAACUCCCUGCAGGGAAUGUUCAUCUUCAUUUUCCACUGUGUGCUGCAGAAGAAGGUACGUAAGGAGUAUGGGAAGUGUCUGCGUACCCACUGCUGCAGUGGUAAAAGUGUGGAGAGCUCCAUCGGCUCUGGGAAGGGCACGGCCUCUCGAGCUCCAGGACGUUACUCUUCAGGGUCACAGAGCCGCAUCCGUCGAAUGUGGAACGACACGGUCAGAAAACAGUCAGAGUCCUCUUUCAUGACCGGCGACAUCAACAGCUCUGCAUCGCUCAACAGAGGGGCUAUGGCUAACCAUCUUAUACCUAAUGCACUCCUGCGUCCUCAUGGCACUAACAAUCCCUAUAAUACAUUGCUUGGGGAAUCGGCAGUCUAUAACAACCCUCUGGGCAUGUACAACACACAAGAGCCCUACAGAGAGACAAAGGGAAUCCUGAACAAUGCCCGGGAUACAAGUGUCAUGGAUACUCUACCACUGAAUGGUAACCAUGGCAACAGCUACAGCAUUGCCAGCGCCGAGUACAUGAGUGACUGCGUCCAGAUCAUUGACCGGGGGUACAACCACAAGGAAACCACCCUGGAAAAGAAGAUUCUGAAAGAGCUCACCUCCAACUACAUCCCCUCCUACCUCAACAAUACCCACGAGCGCUCAGCCGAGCAGAACCGCAACCUUAUGAACAAGCUGGUCAACAACGUCAGCAACGGCGGCAAGGACAGCGGCUACGGAAUGGGGAUGGGCGUGGGGAUGGGCAUGAAUGUUGCACUGAGCCUGGAUGACCACUCCUCGUUUGGGCCACACCAUGAUGAAGGCUUGGGCCUAGAGCUAAUCCGUGAGGAGUCUAAUGCCCCCCUGUUACCCCAGAGGCCGCCCCCGUCCCUGCAGGCGGUGGACAACCUUCACAAUCACCUCCACCAGCCGGUGCCGCCCCCCCUUCCUCUGCCCCACCACCCCUUCUCCUCUGCCACCACAUCCUCCUCGUCCCGGAGGAGAAUCCCCCAGGAGAACAGCGAAAGUUUCUUCCCACUACUUACUAACGAGCACACCCAGGAUGAGGGCUCGUCACCCAGCCACAACCACCAGAGAGACUCCCUCUACACCAGCAUGCCCAUGCUGGCCGGCCUGCCCGACGUGUCUGCAGCAUCUGCCGACGGUUCCAAGGAUGCCGGGGACACCAAGAGCCCGGAGGCCAGCUCGGACGACGUUUACUACAAGAGCAUGCCCAACUUGGGCUCGCGUAACCACCUUCAUCAGCUGCACUCCUACUACCAGCUAGGGCGGGGCAGCAGCGAUGGCUUUAUUGUGCCCCCAAACAAAGAGGAUGUAACCCCCGAAGAGGCCCACCAGGAGCCCUCGCACCUGGUCACCAGCCUAUAGACCCAACUACCUGUCGCCCCUUCCGAUGUCCCUUCUAUUACCGUGGUCCUCUUUCCUUCCUGUGCCCCCUCGUUCGAUCAGUCAUUGGCAGUGGUAGCCUUUCUUUUUAUUGUGUCCCGAAGACUGAAGCCAAGCAAAUAACUCUGUUCUCUUGCUAUUACUGACCACAAACACAAUAUUAAUUGCUACGUUUGGUGGCUAAUAUGUGACUAAAUUUGGUUAGACAUGCGGGAAUCUGUCGAUGUUGUGUUUCUCUUUUGUGAGAGGCUCAAACCCUGUGUGGAUUUAUAUGUUUAUGUGUGAGAAGAGACAAGCACUCAUGCAGGAUUUUUAGGUCUCGGAGAUAUAGUCUGACAGUCCAAAGGAACUACAAAUGGCCCAAAAAACUAUUUGAUGUGUAGAGUACACAAGAACAAAUGGGAAAUUUAAAAAAAAAGGACUAUUUUAUUAUACUUCUGUAUCCAUAUUGACUUUUUGAAAGAUUUUCUUCCUCUUUGGUGAGUUGCAGCACAUUUUGUUUGCUGAAGUGUCCCUGCAAUGGAAAAAAAAAACACAAAAAAACAAAAAUUAAACAAAAUACAAAAACAACAACAGAUUUUGAACAAUUACCUUGAAGGAAUUAUUGAUCGUAUGCUUUGAGGCAUAGCUGUUCUUUUUUGUUUCGUUUUACUGUAAUAACAGUUGUUAAAAGAGGGAGAAAAAACUAAUAAGAGAAUUAUGAGAUAUUUCUAUGUAAUUGUACAGAUACUAGCAUUGCACAUAAUAGUAUGCUUUUUGUUCCACCCAAACCAUUUGUCUCUGUAAAUGUAGUGGUUAGGAACAGUUUUGUUCUGUUGUGCUGGCCUUUCCGGGUUUCUGAUACCAGUCUGUUGUUUUUUUUUUUCCUCUUUUAUCUCUUUCCAAGAAACAACCACCCAAACAGCAACAAAAUAACACACACACACACACACACACACACACAAAUCACAACACAACAAAUACAGACAUUUUUGUGCAAUGUGUCCAUCUUUGUUUUUGGGUCUGUUUUGAGUUCUCGUUUGGUUUGUUUCUUCACUGUGUAGAUAGGAGAAUUCUGAUUCAGUGAUUGUCGAGGGAGCAGAAUCAGUCCUAAGUGUCCAUAAACUUAAUCACGAGGUGUCCCUCAGAAAGGUGCGUAGUGCAUUCUGCAUUUCUUUUGACAUUCAGACGGCGCUUGUGCUUCUCAGAAAGAGAACAAAUUGAAUAUUGAUGAGCACUAGGCACUUGUACAAAAACGAAAGACGGCUGUUUUACUUAUUAAAGAAGGAGAUUUUGGAGUGAGAAAAACUGGAAAAGUGUUUUUGUUUUUCUUCCUCGAGGGAAAAAAAAAUAUAUUUAUUUAUUUGUUUAAAAACAAUAAAGUGGACAAUGGAGGUAAAUGAGUUUAGUGGCACAGAUAAGUUUUUAUUAUCGGCUAUGGUUAUGGCUUUUUAUUUAUUCCUUUUUGUAUUGGUUUCCAAGUUGAAUGACCUCAUAACUAAUAUUUGUUGUAACAGUGAAACUUGUUUGCCAACAAAUAAAUUACUGAUUAAGAUUUAUCACAUA